UCCCUCGCUCCCUUCUAGACUCCUCUGUUCCACCUGCUCCCAAUCAGCUCAUUAGUCCAGUCUUUGUUCUGUCUCCUAUUUAUACUCUCCCUGUUCAGUUCCCUCAUCUUUUCCUGGUUGUAUGUUUUCCCUGAUGUCUCCAAGGUUCUGUUUUUUUUUUCUAUAUUUUGUUAUGUUGGAUUUUUGGAUUCCUGCCUCAGUUUCCUGUAAAUACUUCAUUAAAUCUACAAAACUCACCUCUGCAUUUGGGUUGUAUUUACUUUAAGGGUGCUAGAAUAUAAUGACUGAUUUCAAAAGAGUUAGAAAAAAUGAUCCCCUUGCAGAAUUUCAGUUGGUCCUUCAGAUAAGAUUGACAUAUGAAACGGCACCCCCUUCUGGAAAAGAGGCAAUCCUCCUCACCUCAGUCACAGCAGCUGGAUGAAAAUUUGGUCCAAGGUCGUAUCGAUUCGUUUUGCUUUUACUCCUUUUUUUUAUAGAUUUUCAGUACAAUACAUUAAGUUCCCCCUUUAAACGCCCUUUCUCCAUCCUAUCACAUGUUAACUGCUUCUCUGCGGUUCGGCCUGAUGGGUCGUUGCACCCAGGGAAAGGGUUUUAAUCUUGUUUUAAUCAGGUGUCACAUUCACAGCAAUAACUGGGGAGGUGAAGUUGUUGGAGUGCUGAUCAAUGAACUGAUGAACUCUUAAACUUUCCGGCUCAGGAGGCACUUUAGCUGUACGUCUCAUUCACUUUACACAAGUUUUCACAAUGAGUGGAGGAGUUGAAUCACUAACCUUGUUUUCUAGGUCCCUGGAGCUUUUUGGGCCAGUCAGCAGGACCGAAAUAACUUCUAAAAUAUUCUCUGUGAAGGAGCAUGGAGGGAGAAGAAGAAUAGAGACGUUUUUUUAGCCUGGUCUGAAUGAGUGAAUGCUUUAAUCUUCCAAGAAGACAGAGGAGACGAUGCACAACAUGUUGAGGAUGUCUGAGGAGCGUAGAGCAUUGUGCAUGGCUAAACUUAAGAGGCUGUUAAUCUUCUUAGAGCUGUUAAGUACCCAGCUAAAAAUCAGCUACUGUCCAGAUUGUUUCUUCUUGUCCCAGAUAAACGACUCAGACAACAACAAAAGGAGAGCUCAAAGAAAUAUGUGGCAGAGUCUUCAUGCUGGUAUGAAAUAUGCGCCUCCUCUCCUUUGGGAGCUGUGCUGACAGAGCAGUGGGAGACGUUCUGUUGGGCCUUCAUGAUUUAAGGAUGUUCGGCAGCGGCACCAAGAAGUGGUUUGUGAAAAAGCAGAAGAAGCAGCAGAAAUCUGGCAAGAGGCCAUGCAGCAGGAAGAGGAAGAGAUGGGCGGCUAAGAUCCUCAAAGAACACAGAGAGCAGAUCCUCCGUGAGCUGGAUGUCAGCGCCGUGCUGCCUUACCUGGUGUAUGAUAAGGUCUUCUCACUGGUGGAGUACAAGGAGAUCCUGGGGCAGGAGACCAGCAGGGGACGAGCAGAGGUGUUCCUAAAUCACCUGUCCUCCAAGGGGCCCGCUGCUUUCUCCUCAUUCUGCUCUGUUUUGGAGGAGGUGUGUCCCCGCCUGCUUACCUGCUUCCUGUUGGACGGAGACGAUGGAGUCCCAGUACGGAGCAGGAAAGUGUGGCUCUCUGCGCCCCCAAACAGUCCAGCAGAGCAGCCUCUGUGUCCCCCCCCAAUGUACACAGAUCCUGUGUUCGACACAAGAAUCGCACCUGAACAGCAGCUGAUAGAGCAGCGGUCGGAUGGAGCGGAGGUGGGAGAGCUAAGCCCGCUCAGUCAGCGUGUGUUUGCAGACAUGGGUCGCAGCGGUACGGCACCUCCUGCUCAGCUCCUCCCGGACCGUUUCCACCGUCAGUCCUUCAGCGCUGGAAAUGGCGAUGUGAUGCUGAGCGCGGAAGACGCAGCGGAGGCGGACGCCAAGGAGGAAUAG
Cyprinodon variegatus (sheepshead minnow) is the source of this 1918-nucleotide messenger RNA. RefSeq lists its product as uncharacterized. Bases 1148 to 1918 code for a protein of 256 amino acids. NCBI's taxonomy places the organism in Eukaryota, Metazoa, Chordata, Actinopteri, Cyprinodontiformes, Cyprinodontidae. Gene Ontology annotation, molecular function: death domain binding; protease binding. Gene Ontology annotation, biological process: regulation of apoptotic process. The transcript has 3 exons. The record is from RefSeq and is a predicted model, not a curated record.